GCUUCAUUCCCCACAGCCCCACUUCUCUCACAUCAUUCCAUUUCCAUAGCCUACCGUCUUCUUCUUCCUACACUUCUUUCAGCUUCUUCACCGAUUCUCUUUCUAUUUGCUGCAACCUAUAUGCGUGCCCAUUUAAGAGCUAACAAAAAUGGCUAAGUUGGUUAGUAUCAUGAUUAUCUGCCUUAUUUUACUCAGUGUUGCAGAAGGCAGAGUCAUCAGUCCAGAUUCUGAUUCUCACAGAUCAGUUCAUCAUAGUCCUUCCCAUCUAGCAGCAUCACCUUCAAGGCUCAACGAUGAUGAUGAUGAUCAGUACUGCAAAGGAAUUGGCAGGGAAGACUGUUUGUUUAGGAAAACUAUGGCUGCCCAUGCGGAUUAUAUCUAUACACAAGAUAAAAAUGGACCAUGAAUUUGAACUUUACUGCUGUUAUUUGCUUUUUUUAUUUCUUUAUGUUCUUAACCAGCAUACUGUAAAGUGUAAUCAAUCUAGAAUAUUAUAAC
Molecule: messenger RNA, 498 nt
Organism: Prosopis cineraria
Lineage: Eukaryota; Viridiplantae; Streptophyta; Magnoliopsida; Fabales; Fabaceae
Product: phytosulfokines-like
Exons: 2
Coding region: 149-406 (85 amino acids)
Biological process (GO): cell population proliferation
Cellular component (GO): extracellular region
Molecular function (GO): growth factor activity
Source: RefSeq, a predicted model, not a curated record